Messenger RNA from Triticum urartu, 873 nucleotides. NCBI's taxonomy places the organism in Eukaryota, Viridiplantae, Streptophyta, Magnoliopsida, Poales, Poaceae. The record is from RefSeq and is a predicted model, not a curated record.
AUGUCGCCGCCUCGUCCCGCCACUACCUCGUCGGACCGCCUCCCCGUCUCCGUCGAUCGUCCCCGUCCUCCUCCCCACGGGUCGCCCCCGAGCCUCGACGCCCAUGUGCCCCUGCAAACGCCGGUGAGGCCCUCGGCCUCCGCCUCCCCUCUCCCCUUCCUUUCGUCCGCGCUCACCGCGCCCGGCCGCGUCCCGCAGCUCCGCACGACGCGAGCCCCGCACCUAUAUGCUAUGUGGCGCACUAGACCAGGAGGAUUCUAUGGUCUUCGAGCUGAAAUUAGUAUGUGGGGUUCACCAAAUCAAGAAUACUCUCAAGACUCCGGAGCAUCCAUACAAAUUUAUUGUCAAGAUGGAGGACACUACAACUUAAUUGAAGCCGGGUUUCAUGUAUCCCCUUCUUUGUAUCAUAACAGAGAUGUUCGUUUCUUCACAUAUUGGACGAAGGACUUUAAAUCAGCGAGCUGCUACAACUUGCGGUGCAAAGGAUUUGUUGCUGCAAGUGGAACUGCACUAGUGCCCGGGCAAGCGAUUACUCCUCCAUCAAGUUAUGGAGAGUAUGACCACUACAUUAGGCUUAGUCUUAAUAAAGAUCCCAAAUCCGAAGAUUGGGUGGUGUAUCGUCAUGAUUUGCAAACCCCAUCGUUCUUGGGUUAUUUUCCAGUGGAAUUUUGUUCCGGAACACCACGUAUAAAAGCAUUGACUGGAUUUGUCAAUUACUUAAAUAGUACUCGUGGUCCUCCAAUGGGCAGUGGCCACUUUCCUGAUGAGAAUGACGAUGACAAGACAACUGCGUACUUCAGGCAUGUUAAGAAUUAUGACUCCAAAGGUCGUGCUUUUGAACCAAUUACAGUUAAUAUGGCCCCCUUUAGUUGA